AGACUGUAUAGACCAGGAUGGAUGUAUGAAAGAAAAAGAGUGAGGUUUUCCGAAAAGGCUAUAUGCCUAACGAUAGAGGCAAUGGUUGAACGCCGUGAUAAAUUGAAGUAAACAAGAGGAUAACAAAGGAUUCAGAUCCACUGUGAUUUGUUAGAUUUGGUGACGGAAAUUGACUCGGACAACGCAACUUCUCCACAGUCAAUUUCAUUCUACAUCGUAGACAAGUGACCGACUAAAAAUUUGUUACUGAUCUGCAAAUCCCGACAGAUAGAAUGAGAACGAUUGAAGAAGUUUCUCUUCAGCGAUCUUCGGCUGUUCGCCCCAGCAGUUUGGAAUUGGAUAACGUACUGACCUUGGAUAUGGAUUGUGUAUUUCCCGACUUGGAUGAAAAUAAUAGCAAUAACAACGUCCUUCCAAACAAUGGUGGGACGCGUAACAGCCGAAAGAAAAGGCGAAGAGCAGCCAUAAAGAAAUUUAGUGAUUUAUACGAGGAAACUGGGGAAUUUUUGGGAAAUGGAUCAUAUGCAUCAGUGCGUACAUACAAAAACAAGGAAACUGGAAAAGAAUUUGCCGUAAAGAUGAUAAAUAAGUGUACGAGUCUCCAACGCAGCAAAGUGUUCAAAGAAAUCGAAAUAUUUCAUCAGUGUCAGGGUAGUGAGAACAUUCUGAACCUGGUGGAGUACUUCGAGGAAGAUGAUGUGUUUUACCUGGUCUUUGACAAGAUGGCAGGUGGCACCCUUCUCAGCAACAUCGAGAGCCGAGGCCACCUGAGUGAGUACGAAGCUUCUCUGGUGGUGAGAGAAAUAGCCCGUGCCCUGGAUUUCCUACACCACAAGGGCAUCGCGCACCGAGACCUGAAGCCGGAAAAUAUAUUGUGCCAAAGAGUAGGGGAGGUGGUUCCUCUCAAGAUCUGCGACUUCGACCUAGCCAGCGGCGUCCCUUUGGGCGGCAACAGCUCAGACGGGAGCAAAACCCCGGAGCUGCUCACCCCAGUCGGAUCUGCCGAGUACAUGGCUCCUGAGGUCGUGGACGCUUGGGUCGGCGAGUCCUUCUCCUACGAUAAAAAAUGUGAUCUCUGGAGUCUGGGGAUCAUUCUGUAUAUAAUGUUGUGUGGGUACCCGCCGUUCUACGGUCAGUGCGGGGAGGAGUGCGGCUGGGAGCGGGGCGAGGCGUGCCAGGACUGCCAGGAGCUGCUCUUCACCUCCAUCCAGGACGGCAUGUACGAGUUCCCCCGGGACGAGUGGCAGUGCGUGUCGGAGAGCGCCAAGGACCUGAUCCGCCACCUGCUGGUGCGCAACCCGCGCAAACGCUACUCGGCUCAGGACGUCCUGCAGCACCCCUGGACCACCACGCCCGCCGCCGCCACCCCUCUGGCUACCCCGCACAUCCUCACUAGGAACAACAGUACAAAGGACCUAGAAUCCUUUGCCGAGACUGCCAUUUCCAUCAACCGCAUGAUGCAGCAGCACCUGAUCAUAUCCGGGGUGCCCCAGUUCAUGGUGGGCAGCCGGUCGGGCGAAGUGAGCAAAGUGAGCGAGGAGAGCAGCAGCGGUGACGACGAGGAGGGAGCCCACAGCGAUGAAAACGACAUUGAUUCCGUCCUAAGCUUUGAGGUUGGUCAAGGCAUCAAACUGUCCCCGCCGGGCCUAUCGGCGCUGGCCAAGCGUCGGGCCGGGAGCAGCGACGGCAGCUUCUCCCCUUCCUCUUCCCACGACUACAGCAGCGGUGGCGGCUGCAACAAGCUCAGCAGCCAGCGCAGCAACAACCACCACCGCAACCACCACCCGAUAAUCACCCGCUGUGGCUCGGGCAUGGGCAGCGUGGACAGCUUUUGCAUCAGCUCCGGGAGCUGGCAGUGAAGUCUACACCACCACCACCACAACAACAAGGCAGUAACUCUGCUACUACUACUUCUACUGUACUUUACUCACUCACUUGCCUGGGUUUCUCUUAGUUACGCUCCUCUUUUUUUUUCUAGUUUCUCUUUAGUAUAAUAUAACAUACAACAUAAUGUUUU
Molecule: messenger RNA, 2017 nt
Organism: Aplysia californica (California sea hare)
Lineage: Eukaryota; Metazoa; Mollusca; Gastropoda; Aplysiida; Aplysiidae
Product: Mnk
Biological process (GO): peptidyl-serine phosphorylation; protein autophosphorylation; intracellular signal transduction
Cellular component (GO): cytoplasm; nucleus
Molecular function (GO): calcium-dependent protein serine/threonine kinase activity; calmodulin binding; calcium/calmodulin-dependent protein kinase activity
Source: RefSeq, marked provisional